GACAUGCUGCGAAAGGAGGAGCAGGGUGUCGCUGAGGAGCCCAGGCCAUUGGAGAGCGAGGCACCUGUGGACAUGGAGGCCGUGCUUGGGCCGAAGGACACGGAUUGUGCUGACACCGAGCCUUUGACUUUAGUCCAGGUGCUGAAGCAAGCUUUGGCUUCCAACCGAGCCGUCUUCGACAUGGACUCCGCCAGCUACGCGGGUGAAAAGGGCUGCCUGGAAAGGAUUCGGUUCAUGACGCCAGCCAUGAG
Molecule: messenger RNA, 251 nt
Organism: Symbiodinium sp. CCMP2456
Lineage: Eukaryota; Dinophyceae; Suessiales; Symbiodiniaceae
Source: the annotation of a GenBank genome assembly